This is a messenger RNA of Ustilago hordei, 1266 nucleotides long. RefSeq lists its product as uncharacterized. The record is from RefSeq and is a predicted model, not a curated record. Lineage: Eukaryota; Fungi; Basidiomycota; Ustilaginomycetes; Ustilaginales; Ustilaginaceae. The coding region runs from base 1 to 1266 and encodes 421 amino acids. The transcript has a single exon.
AUGUCGUCUUCGUAUCCAUUCCAGAGUCCACAAGCGCAAGUCUCUUCCUCCUUGCCUCCUCACCACGAUCCAUACGCCAACGAUCCAUACUCUUCUUCUCAUCCGCAGCAGCACUACGCCCCAUAUUCUGGUCAAGCAGAUGACGACGACGGAGCCGACUACGCACAACGUACCGGCUAUCCCUACCAACACAACAAUAACAACAACAACUACUACCGCGAGGAUCUAGGCGAUAGCUACGACUCGAACCCUUCGCGUGGCAUCAACCAACCAGGUCGAACAGACGAGUAUAACAACGCCGGUGUUAUCAGCGGGAACAGUCCUUACCACGACAGUGCCAACAUGACUUCAGAAAAAGCUGGCUACGAUGAUGCGUAUGCUGCCAAAAGGGCAAGCGGCAACAGCAUCUGGACGAAAGAUGACAAGCGUGCGUUUGCAUCACGGAGUGCUCCUGCCAAGAUCUGCCGUUUCCUGAUCGGUAACCUCAUCCUCGCCAUCAUCAUCAUCGUUUCGAUCAUCUGCCUGAUUGUGAUGUUCCUUCGUCCUCCCAACGUGGCCAUCUCGGGUGUUAGUGUCCCCAACCAAAACGCCGUCACCUACCAAAACGGCGCAUUCGCAUUCAACGUCAGUGUCGACAUCUCGGUCAGCAACCCUAACUCGAUCUCGGCUAGCAUCAAGAAACUCAAAGCUACAGCGUACGAUGCUCAAGAUCAGUCCACAGCACUCGGUAAUGGCUUGAUCGAAAACCAAAAGAUUCAACCCAACGCCAACACCACUGUGGUCUUCCCCUUCCAGAUCCGAUACGAUCAGAGCGAGGAUCCGGAUUUCAGUAUCAUUCGCAACAUUGCCACUGAUUGCGGGCUGAACUUGUUCGGCGGAUCGGGUGGUGGAAGUGGGAACUUGGGCUUUGUGUUCAAGAUCGAAGUGGAUGUGGAUGUGUUGAGUAUCACAGUGCCGGCGAACUUUAAAAAGAGUGUAUCCUUCCCGUGUCCGUUGAGCGGGUCGAGUUUGCAAGGUAUUCUCAGUGGAUUGGGUAGUGCGUUGGGUGGCGUUGGUAAAAGGGCGAUCUUGGCUAAGAAGGAUGAGCAUGGGGACGGGCUCGCAGAGACGUUGAUCAAAAGACAGAUGGUAAAGGCGAACGCACUUGAUCUUGACAAAAUUUCGCAAGAGAUGAGCCCGGGCGAGUUUGCAGCAACGGUUGCAAACGGCUUGGUGAGCAAGUACUCGCCGCUUUCGCCGACGCAGGAUCAUCAUGAUGCGCUCUGA